CGUGCUAACUAAGUAUACGGCAUCAGCUUUAGUUGUUUGCGUAAUGCGUAUGCCUGGGCACCAUUACAUCUUCAAACCCUUGUUCACCCUUAAUUUUCUGUGUCAGAUCCGCGGUUCGAUUUUCAUUCGGGCAACUUUCUGAUGCUUCACUCAACAAAUUUUGCGAAGAUUGGAACGGAUCGAGGGGUUUUCGGCUUAAGUCUGCCAUGAUUUGGGCAAAUAUGAGCUACAGGUCUUGGACAUUAUGGAUCUCGCAAGAUGAGUGAAGAAAACUGGCAUUAAGCGUGGCAGCGGUGAUAUGGAUCUGUCCAGAAGGGUUUGAUUUUGCAGCUGCAUUGUGCUGUGCAAAGCGUUUCAAAGCGGGGCUUCGAACCCAGGCCGCUCAGUAAACCCAGGAGAGGGAAUAUAUUGCACUAGGGUAUAAGUUAAGAUCUCUUGUUUGCAUAAGACACUUCAUGCACAAGAUGAAGAAUGGUGUGCUAGAAUGCAGUGUCUGCCAUUCGAAGUUGGGAAUCUCCCCAACUACUCGGGGGAUUUCCAGGGCAUAUGAUAGUCAUCGGAGCAAGAUGUCCUCAAAGUUCCGUGCUCUAAAUGUUCUUUUGGUAGUGGGUGAUUGCAUUCUGAUUGGUCUACAGCCGAUAUUGGUAUACAUUUCUAAGGUUGAUGGGAAGUUUGCCUUUAGUCCUGUAAGUGUUAACUUUCUGACGGAGGUUGCAAAAGUUGUUUUUGCCAUAGUCAUGCUCCUGUUCCAGGCCCGGAGACAAAAACCAGGAGAGAAAUCUAUUCUUUCUUUUUCCACGAUAUUGCAGGCAGCUCGCGCAAAUUAUCUUCUCGCAGUCCCAGCAUUUCUGUAUGCUAUUAAUAAUUAUCUGAAGUUCAUCAUGCAACUUUAUUUCAAUCCAGCAACAGUGAAGAUGCUUAGUAACUCAAAGGUUCUUGUUAUUGCACUGCUGUUAAAAGUUGUCAUGCGGCGAAGGUUUUCAAUAAUGCAGUGGGAGGCACUGGCUCUGUUACUUAUUGGGAUAACUGUGAAUCAACUUCGUUCACUGCCCGAGGGUACCACUGCACUAGGGCUUCCUGUUGCAGCUGGUGCAUAUAUCUAUACAUUAAUUUUUGUAACGGUUCCUUCUCUGGCUUCGGUUUUUAAUGAAUAUGCUCUAAAGAGCCAGUUUGAGACAAGCAUCUACCUUCAGAACUUGUUUUUGUAUGGCUAUGGGGCUUUCUUCAAUUUUAUUGCCAUUCUUAUAAUGACCAUAUACAAAGGGGCAAACGGUUUUAAUAUCUUCCAGGGUCAUUCAAAGGCAACAAUGAUGUUGAUUUUUAAUAAUGCAGCACAGGGCAUUCUUUCAUCAUUCUUUUUCAAAUAUGCUGACACAAUCUUGAAGAAGUAUUCUUCGACUGUUGCUACGAUAUUUACUGGCUUAGCUUCUGCUGCUCUAUUUGGCCACACAUUAACCAUAAACUUUAUAUUGGGGAUUUCAAUUGUUUUCAUCUCCAUGCACCAGUUCUUUUCAUCUCUCUCAAAGCCUAAGGACGAGGCGCAAAAUGGAGCUGUCGAAAUGCUGGACAUUCAAUAUAACCACAGACCAAAAGAGUCAUCCUUCAUAAACAUGACAGCUGGAGCUACAGAAGAUGCCAGUCAUAGCAUUGUAACAUUGAAUGAAAAAGAACCACUUCUGCCCACCUGAGACUCAGGGUUAGGCAAUCAAUAGAUUGAUUUUUUUGACUUUAAUUUUUGGUACAAUAUAGGUCAAUUAUUUCUUCAUUUUGUAACAAUAAGCAGCUGUAAUUUCAUAUCCAGCUCUAAUAUAUUCUUAUUCUUAUAUUAAUUCUAGAAAGGUGAGCAAAGUUUUUCCGUGGAGAAUCUCUGCUGAGCUCUCCUACAUGGUUCACUUUUAGAACAUGCAGAAUGUUACGAGAUGUAAUGGAAUAACAUUCAAAUCCCAUGUCAAAGGGUAAUUGUAAAUCAUAGCUCCAUUGCUAAGGCUUGCCACCGAAGACAGAUGGUUCAUUGUUUGAGAGAAACAUGAUUGCAACUUUAAAUUUUUGGAUACAUGAGAGUUAAUAGCUUGAUGGAGUGAAAUUACACAUUGAGCUCUAGGAAUAUUCCACUGGGAGAUAGUAAUGAAAAGGGCUUGCAUUAAUGCCUUUCCCAUGAAUCCUUAUGGCUUCAAUUGUUUCCAAGUACGUUUGAGUAGGUUUCUGAAUGUGGAAUAUUCUCCAUUUUCUGCCCGAA
Messenger RNA from Cryptomeria japonica (Japanese cedar), 2236 nucleotides. RefSeq names its product CMP-sialic acid transporter 5. Gene Ontology annotation, biological process: pyrimidine nucleotide-sugar transmembrane transport. Gene Ontology annotation, molecular function: pyrimidine nucleotide-sugar transmembrane transporter activity. Gene Ontology annotation, cellular component: Golgi membrane. NCBI's taxonomy places the organism in Eukaryota, Viridiplantae, Streptophyta, Pinopsida, Cupressales, Cupressaceae. The transcript has 16 exons. The coding region runs from base 456 to 1688 and encodes 410 amino acids. The record is from RefSeq and is a predicted model, not a curated record.